AUGCGGCAUGUGAUGCCAGGUUUAGUAGGCGAGACCCAUAGUGCUUUUGUGCAGGGCAGGAAAAUCCACGAUGGGACUUUGAUAGCGUGUGAAACUGUGCGUUGGUUAAAGUCCAGAAGAAGCUCAGCAAUUAUUAAACUGGAUUUUCAGAAGGCGUAUGAUCGGGUCAAAUGGAGCUUCGUUGACAUCGUUCUGCAGAAGAUGCGUCUACUGCGGUGCUUUGAGCUGAUGUCUGGGUUGAGUAUUAAUUUUGAGAAGUCAAGUUUCAUUCCGGUUAACUGUGACCAGCGAUGGACGCAGAAGAUGUGUUGCUUGCUGGAUUGUAAGGAGGCAGCCCUCCCUGUUUGGUACCUGGGCAUUUCAUUGGGAGCGAAUCCAAGGCUUGUGAAAACGUGGCAACCAGUGAUUGAUAAGGUGGAAGACAAGCUGAGCCUGUGGAAAGCAAAGAUACUCAAUAAAGCGGGUAAGCUGGUGCUCAUAAAAUCUGUCCUUAAUAGCUUGCCUAUAUACUAUCUGAGCUUGUACAAGAUGCCAAAGGCAGUAGCAGAGAAGUUGAUUUUCUUACAACGACGGUUCUUGUGGAGUAAAGAGGAUGGGAGGAUAGGGAUGCCACUAGUGAGGUAG
Messenger RNA from Arachis duranensis, 624 nucleotides. RefSeq lists its product as uncharacterized. Bases 1 to 624 code for a protein of 207 amino acids. The transcript has a single exon. Lineage: Eukaryota; Viridiplantae; Streptophyta; Magnoliopsida; Fabales; Fabaceae. The record is from RefSeq and is a predicted model, not a curated record.